UGACGACUCUUCAAGGAGAUCAAUAGAUCAUUCGCCUGCUUCUUCAUCAUCACCAAGCUGGUCAUGUAUAUACCUUUUUUUGGGUGUGAUUCCCUGCAGCCUUUUUUGUGAAAUUAUAUUAAGCAAUACUAUCAUUACAGAUCAGUAAUCAAGAAUGACAAGAGAAGUAGUAAGUAAUUAAAGAAACAUGAGCGAAGUAGUGUCAUUAAAAAGCAUAAAUAAGCAGGCGUACAAGCACGUGUGACGAUACUAUUAAGCUUAGUUAUGAAACCCCAGAGAAGGGUAAUUUGAUUAUGAUAUACUCCACAUGCACCAAAUAGUAAAGAAUCAAUUGGGAAUUUGAUAAGAUUUUGAGUGGCCAUAAUACACGUGGAUGCGUGUCUGCCUCUCUUUCUUUUCUAAUGGGUCGGCUGAAGCAUUGAUUUUAGUUUUGUACUAAGUACUAACACACCUCUUGUAUAACUACAUCCUCUCUAUCUUUCACACACUAUUUUCAUCAUUUAGCUUUAGAGGGACUUCCAAUUCAACUGCUUGUUUUACACUAAUGGAGUACUACUUUUCGAAAAGCUCUUACGCCUAAAUGGAUUCACAUAUAUAGCUGAAUUCAAUAAUAGAAGAUGAUUGGAAAAGAUGAGUUGGAAGAGAAGAGCUCGGGCAAGGCGACAUCAACAUCAACAUGGUCGAGGCUAAAUGACCCUCGAAUAGUCCGAGUGGCGAGAGCCAUGGGCGGCAAGGACAGGCACAGCAAGGUCUGCACCGUCCGAGGUCUGAGAGACCGACGCGUGAGGCUGUCCGUCCCCACCGCCAUUCAGCUCUACGAUCUUCAAGACAGAUUAGGCCUCAACCAGCCCAGCAAAGUCGUCGACUGGCUCCUCGACGCUGCCAAAAACGAGAUCGACGACCUGCCUCCGCUGCAGAUCCCUCCCCAAAUGCUCAACCAAUCUUGGGUAAGGAACCAAGAGCUAGUAACACAACAUCAUGAUCAAUUCCACCUCCAAAAUCCUUCCUCCUUUGCAAAUCUCAACACCACCACUAGCACCACCAGCAGCAGCAGCAGCUCCUUUGGGAGAUGGGAUCCUUCCAAUUUGACCCUUUCCCAAACUCCAAUUAGUCUCGGAUUGGCUUCUCACCAACACCAAGACUUUCAGCCUCAUCACCACCACCAGCUGCUGGUGUAUCAAGCCGCGCAGCCCUAUUUCAUGCCUCAAAUCAAUGCAGCCUCCGACACUAAGAACCGGAGCUUCCACACCUCCGACUUGUCCAGUUCUUCGCAUAUUGUUAGACCGGUCGAUUUCAACAUGACUGUGGAUCUUCUCCCCUCACACAACAGUGAGGCGGAAGACCUGAACAAGCGCGGCCACCUCUAAACUCACUGUGAUUUCAUGAUUGAUUCGAGCUUCUUGAUUAUAAGGUCAUACUAUAUGUGAUUGUUUUUUGGGGAAUUUUCUUGUACUAUAUAUAUGUGCUAUGUAGAUUUUUCUGGAAAUUUUCAUGGAGUUACAAAGUGCAUUACUUCUUUGGUUUCAUCUUAAA
Molecule: messenger RNA, 1533 nt
Organism: Salvia splendens (bonfire salvia)
Lineage: Eukaryota; Viridiplantae; Streptophyta; Magnoliopsida; Lamiales; Lamiaceae
Product: transcription factor TCP13
Exons: 1
Coding region: 618-1367 (249 amino acids)
Cellular component (GO): nucleus
Molecular function (GO): sequence-specific DNA binding; DNA-binding transcription factor activity
Source: RefSeq, a predicted model, not a curated record